AUGUUGAUGUCGUCAACAGGACAGGUUCCUGGCUUUAAAGUCGUAAUCGUGUCCAGCUUGCCUGCGAAACUCGGUCUCGGGAGCGAUUCCGCCCUGGUCGUCGCGCUGUACACGCUUCUCGAAGCGAUCACCAGUACCUGCACCGGCAACGUCAUGGAGAAGAUGCUCGUCUGCCAGCAGGCGAAGAGACUGGCGACAAACUCUUGCAAGGUUCGCGCGUCGGACAUUCUAGUGUCCCUUAUCGGGGACCAGGGUCGGAUUUUCGCGUUUGACGCGCAAUCUCUCGACGUCGAUCGCGCGAAUUGGAACGACACGGACGUUCAGCUGGUUCUCGUCGAACUGAACGACGAUACCGAAGGAGGGAAGAAAUCAUCGGCGCAGCGUGACGAGAGCAAGACACGCUGCGAGCAAGUUGCGACGGCGAUGAACACGAUGUCUCGAUGGCGUGCACAUCCGGCUGGCGCGUCGUCGAUGGGACUGUUAUUUCCGCGAGAAACGAUGGAAAUGGUCAAGGACGCGAUCGUGCGGCACGAAAGGAUAGCAAACAUGACGAACGCGAUCAGGAGGGAACGAUGGGAAGAGUUUGGUAGGAUUAUCGUCAAAUGAUUGACGACGCACGUGCGAUCGUGCAGCUACCGAUUGACCAACUUGACACUUUGUGUGCUUUGCCAUUGCGUAGUAUUAAUA
Molecule: messenger RNA, 687 nt
Organism: Frieseomelitta varia
Lineage: Eukaryota; Metazoa; Arthropoda; Insecta; Hymenoptera; Apidae
Product: galactokinase-like
Exons: 1
Coding region: 1-606 (201 amino acids)
Source: RefSeq, a predicted model, not a curated record